Molecule: messenger RNA, 585 nt
Organism: Geodia barretti
Lineage: Eukaryota; Metazoa; Porifera; Demospongiae; Tetractinellida; Geodiidae
Source: the annotation of a GenBank genome assembly
AUGGUACGUGAAGCCAGCGUGGUAACGGCCGAGCGCUAUGCUCAGGGUAUGACCUACGACGACUAUAUGAGCAGCAUCAAUGUCAACAAGGCCAGGUUCGAAGAAUAUUACGCCAACGUUCAGUUGGAUUCGGACCAGUCGUCCAGUCUCCGGGAAUUGGCCUCAUCCGAAGGCGGGCCCGCCCGCAUGAUGGUGAUCGGCGAAGACUGGUGUGGCGACGUGGUGCGCGAACUGCCGGUCCUCGCACGAGUGGCCGAAGCGGCCGGAAUUGAACUGCGCAUUUUCCCUCGCGACGAAAACCACGACAUCAUGAACGAGUACCUCAAAGAGGGCCUGUAUAUGUCGAUCCCGGUCGCGGUGUUUUACGACCAGGGCCACGAGUACAUCUGCCAUUGGAUCGAGCGCUCCGCCACAGCCGGCCGGGAGCAGGGCGAGAUCGAAUCGACCAUUCGGUCCGAGCAGCCGGAUAUAUCGGACCAGGACUUCGGCCGCCAACGGCGCGCCCGGACUGCCGCCCGUGCGGGAGACUGGCAAAAAGCCACUGUUGACGAGUUGGUCGGCCUUCUGCAGGAACACCUGCACUGA